Messenger RNA from Aspergillus brunneoviolaceus CBS 621.78, 523 nucleotides. RefSeq lists its product as uncharacterized. The transcript is spliced from 2 exons. Lineage: Eukaryota; Fungi; Ascomycota; Eurotiomycetes; Eurotiales; Aspergillaceae. The record is from RefSeq and is a predicted model, not a curated record. Bases 160 to 492 code for a protein of 110 amino acids.
GUGCUAUCACAGCGACACAGACUGCUGACAUCAUUUGCGAGUCGGCCUGUAUCCAAGGGUUUGGCUAUCCGGCGACCGGAAAGGCAAGCUGACCACACAGCAGGGAUAGAGAAAGACGGAAGCAAGGUCUCGUCGGUCAUAUUGGAGGGGAUAGGGUCCAUGGUUGUUGAUUUCCAUAAGGCGUACUCAGGUCAUGGGCAUGCGUGCUUUACGAACCAGCCACUGUAUCGCUAUUCAUUACUGCCAUCUCAGCACAAACACAGCGAGAGUCUUCUUUGGCCCUGGCCCUUCCUGAAAAGCUCGAUUUCAACUGACACCGAGAGUCAGCGCCGGCCCGCCGGUAAUCAGAGGAGUCUCAAACCAUCUUCUGCCUCAAUUCCCCAAUUUCGCCAAAUCAUCAACCAUACUAGCAUGGUCGUGACAACAAAGGGGAAUGGACGGCCAAUGUCAAUGGAGGGAGACACUGAAGAGCGGAACCCCUUUUGGUUUUAAAACCCUUGAGAUCAGAGGAACCUCAGCCACG